ACACGUGCCCCCCCCCCCGACGUCUCCUUCGUUGCUGGGUCCCUACCGGGGACAUGCUGCCGCCGUUUGCCUCCAGGCUGCUGGGGCGCCCCGGGGCGGGGAAACUCUGGCUUCUGCACGUCUCCUGGCCUCGCAGCUACUGCUCGCGCCCCGUCGCCGCCCGCGAUGGGGACAGCGACGCCGACGGUGACUCGCGCGUCUUCUUCACGACGCCCAUUUUCUACGUGAACGCGGCGCCGCACAUCGGACACCUGUACUCAGCGCUGCUGGCGGACGCCCUGUGCCGCCACCGGCGCCUCCGCGUCGUGGGCGACGCGACCACGCGCUUCUCCACCGGCACAGACGAGCACGGCCUCAAGAUCCAGCAGGCGGCGGCCGCCGCGGGCCUGGCGCCUGCCGAGCUGUGCGACCGCGUCUCGGCCCAGUUCCGGCAGCUGUUCCGACGGGCGGGCGUGGCGUCCACCGCUUUCGUGCGCACCACAGAACCCCGGCACCGCGCGGCGGUGCAGCACUUCUGGGCGGCGCUGAGCGCCCGCGGGCUGCUCCGCAAGGGGCUGUACGAGGGCUGGUACUGCGCGUCAGACGAGUGCUUCCUGCCGGAGGCCAAGGUCGGCCGGCAGCGAGGCCCGGAGGGGGCCCCGAGCACCGUGUCCCUGGAGAGCGGCCACCCGGUGGUCUGGACCCGGGAGGAGAACUACCUGUUCCCGCUGUCCCAGUUCCGCGAGCAGCUGCGCCGCUGGCUGGAUCGCGAGCCGGGCGCCAUCGUCCCCGCGCCCUUCCGCCAGGCGGCGCUCGAGUGGCUGGACGAGGAGCUGCCGGACCUGUCGGUGUCCCGCCGGCGCAGCCUGCUGCCCUGGGGCGUGCCGGUGCCGGGCGAUGACUCGCAGACGGUGUACGUGUGGCUGGACGCCCUGGUGAGCUACCUGACCGCGCUGGGCUACCCGGAGCCGGGCUUCCAGGCAUGGUGGACGGGAAGCUGCCACGUUAUCGGUAAGGACAUUCUCCGCUUCCACGCCAUCUACUGGCCCGCGCUGCUGCUGGGGGCCGGCCUGCGCCCGCCGCGCCGCAUCCUCGUGCAUUCGCACUGGACGGUGCGCGGCCGGAAGAUGUCCAAGAGCCUGGGCAACGUGGUGGACCCCGGCGCCUGCCUGGACCGCUACACGGUGGACGGCUUCCGCUACUUCCUGCUGCGGCAGGGCGUCCCCGCCUGGGACUGCGACUACUCGGACACCAAGGUGGUGAAGCUGCUGGACGCCGAGCUGGCCGAUGCGCUCGGCGGCCUCCUGAGCCGCUGCACCGCAGCCAGCAUCAACCCGUCGGGCACCUACCCGACCUUCGGCGCCACCUGCUUCUCUGCGCGCGCCGGGCCGGAGGACUACGAGCUGCUGCGGGCGGUGGCCGCCCUGCCCGGCCAGGUGGCGAGCCACUACGAGAGCUUCCAGGUGUACAAGGCGCUGGAGGCGGUGUCUGGCUGUGUGCGGCAGACGAAUGGCUUCGUGCAGAGGCACGCGCCCUGGAAGCUGAGCCGGGAUGACCCAGCCGACGCCGCCUGGCUGGGCACGGUGCUGCACGUGGCCCUGGAGUGCUUGCGCGUGUUCGGGACUCUGCUCCAGCCCGUGACCCCGAGUCUCGCCGACAGGCUGCUGUCCAGGCUGGGCGUCGGGGCCACGGAGAGGGGCCUUGCAGAGCUUGACUUCCUGCCACAGUUCUACGGACAUCCGAGCCCCUUCGAAGGGAGAAGGCUGGGGUCCGAGACCGGGCUCUUCUUCCCAAGACUGGACCAGUCCAGGGCCAAGCAGGUGAAAGCCCACCGGACCUAGACCUGUGGUUCUGGUUGACUCGUGGUGAUGGGGAAGGGAAGAAAGAGCACUCUAGGAAUCUCAAACUGAACUUGAGGAUCUCUAAGACUCCAUAGAAGAAAACAGAAAAUGUUACAGUAUCAACUCACAAUGACUACAGUACAGUAAGCCAUCUUACCUCAUAGGUAUUUGGACAGUUAGGCCAAAGUUUACAAUGAGAAUUUGCCUGGAAGUACUCCCAAGCAGAGGCUCACUAUAAAGUAAAACACUGUUGGUGGUGUUUGCCCAAGUUUAUUCUAAGUGCUACUGUUUAGUUCCAGCAUCUGUUUAUUAAUCAGUGUGGUGAGUGAUUUCUGGUUGCUAGGAAACAUGAUUUAGAAAAGAAUGCCUGUAGGUAUUCUAGAGGUAGGAGGACUAUUUCUAUAAAUAUUUCUUAGACUCCUUUUUCACCAGAAUGGAAUCCUGGUUUCUCCAUAUGACACAUUUGUUAUCUGCUGGGAUUGCAGGCCAUGUAACUGUGGCCUAGGGUCUCUAUUCCCCUCCUCUAUUUCUGUCUCUAUCCAAACGAGAAAAAUGGCUGCCAGUAGUGGUAGAUUUUUUUUUUUUUCCUACUAGUUCAGAAAACUGGGAGGGUUUAGUUUUUGAAGAAAGCUUUGCAACUUAUGCAAAACUAAGGCAGUAUAAUAUUUUAGUACAAUACAUCUGACCCUAGGAAUUUUGGAUAGGAAUAGAGGUUAUUACCAAAAGGACCAGAACAAUAUCAACCAACUUAAUUAAGGAUGGAUUUUUAAACCUCUCAAAGAUUGCAUCAUUCUUUUUUAAGAUAGGAAGGUAAGGGAAACCCAGUUUUAAGCUGUCUUUAUCAUCAAAUACUAUUUUAAGAUGAAAUGGAAUAUUAAGUCUAGAAUUGAUUUCCUAGUUUUUAUGUUUUUCUGGGUUAACUUUCUGAAUUAAGGGAGCUAGCUGUAUAACAGGAAAUAGCUGACCACCUUUUAUACAGUCUGCUUAAGAAUCUAACCACAGCCAGUUUCUACUUGCAUUUUAUUGGUGAAGGAAGGAAAUCAGAAAGAACUAUACCCUGAGAGGACCUUUCUUUGGUUUUUGACAACUAGAAAUAAUGUAUUUUCUGAUGUGUCUGUUCUCCUAAGAGCUAUUGGAAGGUUCCCAAUCCUUGGGUCUUGGUCUUGACCAAAGUAAGGAAAGACCGUAUCUAUAUAUAAAGGUAGCUCCAUCUUUGGCUAUAAACAGAAUUUUGCCACCACUCUCCCUGUUUGGUUUAUGGCAUGGUUAACUCAUCAUACAUCUUAAAAGUUCACAGCUCCUCACUUAAAAGAACAGGAUGGUAUGAGAGGUCAGGAUUUUUAAUUUUAUCUUAAAUUUAAUUAUUUUGCUUCAAAGGUUGUCACUGGGGCUCUCGGUGCUUGCACCAUGAAUCCUCUGCUCUUGGCAGCCAUUUUUUUUCCUUUUUCUAUUUCAUUCAAUAGGACAGAGAAAUUGAGAAAGGAGAGGGAGAUAGAUAGGGAGAGAGAAAGGAAGACACCUGGCAGGCCUGCUUCACGGCUUGGGGAGUGUUACUGCUUCAGGUGGGGAGCAGGGGCUCGAACCUGGAUCCUUGCGCAGAGUACUAUUUGUGCUUAACCAAGGUGUGCCACCAUCCAGCCCCAGGCUCUAUUUUUUAAGUUUCUUAUUUUCAGAACAGUGUUUCAGAUUCUUUAUAUCAUCACAGAUUCACAAAUUUAAGUAUUUUGAGAUAACAUUUUACUAAAUGAUACUUUAAAAAAUACACAUUUAUUUCUAAACAUGAAAAACAUUUAAUAUUUAAAAUUUUUAUUUGAGCUAGCUAUUACAGUAACAAGAGUUUUAUUAGAGGUCACAAACACCGAGAUUUUUCAUUUCACAUGUACUUUUAAUACAAAGCAACCUAUUAAAAGGCUCCUUAGUUUAAAUUCUGUCAACUUACUGAACAUUUAGUACUGUGUUCUCAAGUCUACAGAAACCAGAUUAAGUGCUCAUUAACUCCACUUACUACCAAAGCAAACAUCACUUUGUUAAAAUUUCACAUACCUGAAAAUUCCUGGUAAAUUGUAUUUCACAUAGGACAGUGAAAUUAUUAGGUCCUAAUCUCCCCAAAUUAGUGACAUUUCAGUAGGGGUAGAUAGCAUAAUGAUUAUGUAAAGAGACUCAUGCCUGAGGCUCUAAAGUCCCAAAUUCAGUCCUCUGCACCACCCACCACAAGCCAGAGCUGAGCAGUGCUGGGGGGGGGGGGAUUAGUGACAUUAUGAAUUACAUAAAAAAACAUUUUACAUUUCUGUGAAGUGUAGCUGUUGGAAAUGGGUUACACUUUGAAGAAGUGUCAUGACAGCAUGGUUGGUCUUUUAUUUGUCAUGAAGUUGUAAUUUAAAAAUACUUUACCAAUAAAUAUUAAAGCUCUUGCUAACUUGGAUGACCAAGAA
Molecule: messenger RNA, 4252 nt
Organism: Erinaceus europaeus (western European hedgehog)
Lineage: Eukaryota; Metazoa; Chordata; Mammalia; Eulipotyphla; Erinaceidae
Gene: MARS2
Product: methionyl-tRNA synthetase 2, mitochondrial
Exons: 2
Coding region: 54-1820 (588 amino acids)
Biological process (GO): methionyl-tRNA aminoacylation
Molecular function (GO): ATP binding; methionine-tRNA ligase activity
Source: RefSeq, a predicted model, not a curated record